AAAUUGGGUGCGGGAGACAGCCUCCGAUAUAUUUAGAGGGAAAAAGAAAACAACCUCCCGAUCUUAUUGGCCAUUCAAAAUCAAAUAACCAUCACAAUCAAAAAAAGACUGAAAAUCUCUCUCUCUCUUUCUCUCUUUCGUGAUUUCAUCUCUCGCUCUUGGGGUUUCUUUCGGCUGCGUAGUUCUUCGAAGGGUCAAAUUGAAUCUCUCUCUCUCUUUGGAUUUGGGUUACCAUCUUCCAUGAUCCCAUGAAGUUGCUGUAGGUAGAGUUACAGAGAGCUCCAAAUCGGACUAAACGCCAUGAUUUCACCGUAACUUUAGAGAGGAAAACAUCGCAAUCUCUCCUGCGUUGGUUUCUGAAAGCAAACGUAGGGCGGGGCCGCGGGAUCAGAGGCAGAGAGAUGCCUAGUGUAGCUGUGAAGGUCUACAGUGUAUUCUUCAAAUUCAUGCUAAAACACCGGUUGCAGAGCCAUAUCCAAAGCUCUUUGGAUGAUGAUAACACUUUCGGUGUCACCACGCGGCCUGAAGAAUCAGUCGCCGCUGCUAACCCUUCUUUCACCGAUGGUAUUGCCACCAAAGACAUUCACAUUGAUCCUUUCACCUCUCUCUCCGUCCGUAUCUUCCUCCCUGAGACCUGCCUCGCUGCAUCAGAUUCAGAUUCCCAAUCCCAAUCUAGGGCUAGGAACAAGGCUUCUGUGACGUCCUCGGAUUCUUCAGGUUCUUUUAGCAGUGCCCAUAUCAGCCUCCACCGUCGCAACAGCUAUGGCCCAUCCACAUCUUCCAAGCCUGCUGCCAAUCUGGCUGAGCAGAUCCGCAGGAGCAGCUACGGUGGUAGCAACGAUGCUGAGAGCUUGAAUUCGAAACAGGAGACGGGAUCUUACAGGGGCUAUUCGCCGUCCCUUGACAAUAACAAACGCUCUUGUCGGAAAUUGCCAGUUAUGUUGCAAUUCCAUGGCGGAGGGUUCGUCGCUGGCAGCAAGGACUCAUCAGCCAAUGAUUUCUUCUGUAGACGGAUAGCCAAAUUGUGUGAUGUGAUUGUCAUUGCGGUUGGUUACAGGCUAGCGCCUGAGAACCGGUACCCGGCAGCCUUCGAUGAUGGAGUGAAAGUUUUGCAUUGGUUGGCGAAGCAGGCCAAUCUGGCGGAGUGUGGCAAGUCCCUUUUGAGUAAACGUGGUGGCGGUUCUGAUAUCCAGAGAUCUGAUAUUAAUCGGCAUAUUGUUGACGCAUUUGGUGCGUCUAUGGUGGAGCCUUGGUUAGCUGCCCACGGAGAUCCCACCAGGUGCGUACUCUUGGGUGUGAGCUGUGGUGCAAACAUUGCAGACUAUGUGGCUCGUAAAGCUGUGGAGGCUGGCAACCUUCUGGAUCCUGUCAAAGUGGUGGCACAGGUCUUGAUGUAUCCCUUCUUCAUUGGUAGUGUUCCCACACGUUCGGAGAUCAAACUAGCAAACUCUUACUUCUAUGAUAAAGCUAUGUGCAUACUUGCAUGGAAACUAUUCCUAUCAGAGGAGGAAUUUAGUCUGGACCAUCCUGCUGCCAAUCCUCUCAUUCCUGGAAGGGAGCCACCACUUAAGUACAUGCCCCCAAUGCUAACAGUUGUUGCAGAGCAUGACUGGAUGCGAGACCGUGCCAUUGCAUACUCAGAAGAGCUCAGGAAGGUUAAUGUUGAUGCUCCUGUUCUCGAGUAUAAAGAUGCUGUGCAUGAGUUUGCAACGCUAGAUAUGCUCCUUAGGACCCCACAGGCCCAAGCCUGUGCAGAAGACAUUGCGAUCUGGGUCAAGAAAUAUAUCUCACUCAGAGGUCAUGAGUUCUCCUAUUGAGUCGAUGUAAACAAAUGCAGCGACAGUUGCAUCAGGAUCAACAUUUCUGUGUAUUCUUUUGCAAGGGGAGAGCAUCACAAUCCCUCAUAUUACUUGGGUGUCCUGUACGUGGCGUGUGUUUUCCUGCCAAUCUUACUGUCAUAUAGCUUUAGGUUUGUUCCAAUUCUGCCCCCCAUCCCUUUGCUCCUGUCUGCUCAUUUUGUAAGAAAUAUCGUCAGAGAUUAGGAUGUGCUUGGACAGUGAGAUGUAUUGCCCUCCAUGUUCAAGUUCAUGUUCUUCAGAUGUUCCAAGAACAUCUUAGUUCUUGCUUUCUCCCUUCCCUGUGAGAUGUAUUAUUUGUCAUGAAUAGAAUUUAAUUAAUUGAUUAUUUAUUUCUC
Messenger RNA from Macadamia integrifolia, 2194 nucleotides. Its product is annotated as probable carboxylesterase 11. Lineage: Eukaryota; Viridiplantae; Streptophyta; Magnoliopsida; Proteales; Proteaceae. The record is from RefSeq and is a predicted model, not a curated record. The transcript has 2 exons. The coding region runs from base 402 to 1817 and encodes 471 amino acids. Gene Ontology annotation, molecular function: hydrolase activity.